AAAUUUCCACUUACACCAAACGAAAUUAUGAAGAUUUACGAGGAGGUGAUUUUUACGGAUCAACUUCUGCACCACCGCACUGUGGGCAGCCAAAUCGAGGAGACUCGUCGAACUUGGGAACAGCGGUGCUCUUGGUUUCCAGCGGCCCAAAGGGAAUACUACGAUCGCUAUGCCCAGAUUUACAAGGAGUGCUUGAGUACAUACGGCAACGAUCACUUCGAGUACUAUGCGAAAAGGAAUCGCCUGAGGGAAGAGUUUAGGCUCGAGACUAAUUCAUACAGAGAGAGCCAGACACGGGACUCCGAAAUAUCCAUGGAUCAUGUAGCCUUAUACAAAGCGACACCCACUUCCAAUGCAGAAUAUGGGAGUGUUCGGCCAAUGUACCUCUUCAAGGCUUGUUAGAUCCGUAUCUAAUCUUCAAUCCACAUUCAAUUCGGCUUACAAGCUUUAGGGCAGGUGUACACUGUACCGUUUGUUACAAAGGGAAUACAUAAAUACACUCCUCAGUCUAUAUACGUUUAGAGCUAAUAAUACUCCAGUAAAUCCAGUACAGUGUAAACCUGACCUAAAUCACAUAUUUGGUUUUAUGGUCUCUAAUAAAUAAAACUAUUUUGAAAUUAAAAUUUUAAUGUUUGGUCUUAGCUAUUAGUUCUCAAUAAUGAUAGGUCUUUAAUUUUUAAAAAAUUUUUUUAAGCAGUAGCAUAACUGCUUUACAACAAAGAUCAUACUAGGGAAUUUCUUAAAACAGCCCUUUUUCUGAUGAGCUAGUUCUAACAGCGUGAAUUUAAUUUUAAGCUACAUAUUUCUUUCCAAAAGGGUUACAUGAAAUUCUCCCCUUGAGAAAUUAGCCACAUGCAUGAUGCUAAUCCUUUGGCUUAUGCUAAUUUGGCUUAAACUGAGUCAGAGUUCCCCGGGGUCCGAUACCGCCUCAAAGCGGGUAUCGGGCAGUUUAUGGCAAAACACAAAAGGUGGAAAUUGUCUGAGACAUGCGAAAAUGUGCAACAAACCGCAAUCGAAUGCAUUAAGGUCCAAACAAAGUAACCAAGAAGCAAACAAAAGGCCAAAAGCAGUUCAUGACUCAUGCGAGGGGAGGUAGUACUUGGACAUUCAUCGCAUGUCUACCGGGUUCACCUGGGCGUGAGAAAUGCAAUCCAAUGGCUCAUUUGCAUACAAAGCCGUUCGAUUGUGGGCAAAAGGCAGCAAGGCGAUGGCUACAAAUGGCCCACAAACAGCUGCAGGUCUGGGCCAAAAUUUAUCUUGAACAUCUCGGCUUGGCAUUGAUCGACUGGCAGGGGGAAAACCCUCAAACCUAGCCAAAAUGAAUGUUUCUUGUACAUAGCCAGCGACGUUUGAACUCAAAUUUACCUAGGAUCUAAGCGGGCAAAUUCCUCGGCAUCCCUCUAAGCAUAAUCUAUAUCUAAAUCUAAGCAAAUCUUGUGCGUGUUGUAAAUUUAAAAAUAAAACAAUGAAAAUAUAACUAAACGAAAAACCAAACCAACAAGUGGCGGAAAACAAAGAUUUCUUGUCGGUUGUAGCUAAGUCAAUGAACUAACCUUCCUUCAUUAACAUUCAUCAAUGAACUUUGUUAACAUUUAAGUUUAGCAUUUAUUUGUAAGUAUUAAAAAAAAUCAAAUGUUUGACAAAGAGAAUGAAAACCAAGCUAGUUCGUAAAACUGAACAUGAAAAUGAAAAAUAAAUUAAGUCCAGAAAA
Messenger RNA from Drosophila subpulchrella, 1711 nucleotides. RefSeq lists its product as uncharacterized. NCBI's taxonomy places the organism in Eukaryota, Metazoa, Arthropoda, Insecta, Diptera, Drosophilidae. The transcript has a single exon. The record is from RefSeq and is a predicted model, not a curated record. The coding region runs from base 28 to 402 and encodes 124 amino acids.